UGGAACCUACAAAAUAUCGCAAUAGGUAACUGAAAACCUGAAUGUGUUUUAGCCAAGUAACGAUAAGAAACACAGCAGUUAUUUUUCUAAGUUGUAAUGGAACGCCUCUUUGGUUAGAACCUUGUUGACACUUCGGGUAAGCAGGUAACACACAUCGAACGCUCCUAUCCAUUUGAAGUGGUCGUGGCAGGAAUGCGCUUCGACGAAUGAAAACACAACAUGGCGGACCAGCGGGACGUUCAAAUUUCUAAACGAAACGCGAACUCCAGCCUUUUAAUGUCGGGUAGUUCAGCGGUGGCCAUGGAGAUUAAACGGAAGAAAAUACGACAGAGUGCCUUAUUCCAGCACACAGAGAACGCCAAAAUUCAAGACAAGCUAGACUUCGAGGUGCGGAUGCGAGACGGCGCCUAUAAGCUGCUGAUGGCUUCCAGCAAGAGAGAGCAGAUCCUCAACGCCUCUAAGAACCUGCUGACCUGCAACGCCAGGAUCAAAGCGUACAUUGGUCAGAUGGAGAAGGAGCAGCAUCUGCAUGAUAUGAGAGAGAGGCUUUCAGAGGAGCGUGUGCCUUGUCGAGCAACAAUCGCUCUGUCUGGUAUUCGUAUUCCAUUAAUGUGGAAGGAUCAGGAUCACUUUAACAACAGAGGAAGCUCGCGGCGAGUGGCUCUGUUCUGUCUGAUGAAGAUGGGUUCUCAGGUGUUUGACACCAAGAUGGUAAUAGUGGACAGAUCCAUCACUGACGUCUGCUUUGAGGAAGUCACCAUCUUCAGCGAUGCAGUUGCUCAGUUUGAGCUGAGGGUGGAGCUGUGGAGCUGUGCCGUGGACGAGGAGCUGACUUUAGUAAACACUCCGAGAAAGCUGGCCAAAAAGCUCCGGAACUCUUUUGGGAAGACAGCCGGCAAGAAGCUCUGCCCCCUGCUGGACAGUCCCGACCCUGACACUUUCCUUCAGUACAACCCAGUGCCUGCAGGAGCUAAGUACAACCUGCUGGCCUACUCUACCAUGCGACUGCCUGAGGCUGAAAGCAGCUUUCAAUCCAUCUCGCUCGUUGUGCUGCUAAAUGCUGAUUGGUCGUCCUGGCUUCCACUUUACGGCAAUCUGUGCUGCCGCUUGGUGGCCCAGCCUGCAUGUAUGACGCAGCGUGUCAUGGCAGGCUAUCUCAAUCAGAAGCAAAGCGUGGAGGGCCUAAAGCGCUGCUGCAGACUCUACUGCGUGUUGAGCGCCGCAUCCUUGUCGUGCUACUUCAGCCCAGAGGAGAUUGAAGCUAAACUGCAGCCCACCCUCAGCCUGGCAGUCAACAAGGACACUCGAAUCCGACUGAUGGAGAAGGAGUCAGCGGGCAGGAAGAGCAUAAGUCUGUCCAUCAUCAAUUGUUCAUCAGAGGGAACUCACACUGUGGUCUUCACAGCAGACACUGAAGAGGAGCUGUAUGAAUGGCAGGAGGCCCUCCAGCAGCACCUUUAUGAUCAGAGUGAGUGGCUGCACUGCUGCAAACAGCUUAUGAAAAUAGAGGUCGCGUCGCCACGGAAACCCUCGCUCUUCCUCGACAAGCAAGCGGACUGUGUUUACAACGAGCUGAGUAUAAAUUCUCCCGGGAGGUUUGAGGGCAUCACAGACCUCAUCCACAACAGGAUUGAGGAGACAGAAGGACACUUCCUGAUUGGCCAGGAGGAGCAGACGCAGGCUGCUGAUUGGUCCACUCUGUUUGAUGGCUGCCACUCAGUGGUGGUGCAGAAGAGGAAUGGUCCAUCCCAGAGUCAAACCUCCACCCCUUUCUCUAGCCCUAAGGCCGCCUCCAGCUCCGCCCCCAAUAGCGGCAAGAAGCGCCGUGCCCCGCCCCCUCCCCCCUCUCGCCCUGACAGACCGCCUCGUCCUCCUGUCUCCCACCGGGAGAAGGAGAACUCCAUCACGCCGCGCCCCAAGUCCAAAACGGGCCGACCGUCCUUGGAUGCAAAGUUCUCCGCCAUCAUCCAGCAGCUCCAGCGGAACAACUACGGGGGCGCACCGGCGCUCGGCCGCAAGAAUGCUCCGUUGGGCGUUCUGGAGGACCGUGGCGAGGCUCCGCCCCCUCACCUGAGCCACCGGGAGUCAGGUGAACGUGGCUUUGAAAGAGCCGGCCAUGUUGGCGGUCCUACUGAUGCAAGCAGGAGCCGAGUAAGGAAGUCUUUCAGGGACAGGAUGAACCUUAAAGCUGCAUAAAAUUUACUUUUUUUACUGCCAACAACCUUUUAUACAUCUAGUACGGCGUACGUUUACUAUAGUCCGUACAUGUAUUCAAAAUCUAACAGGUCUAUCCUACUACAUUUCAUACAUGUACUACUGUGUACUUUUACUACGUAUCAUACAUUUAUUACUGCGUACGUUUACUAGUUUGUACAUGUAUUACUGUGUACUACAUUUCAUACAUACUGCGUACGUUUACUACGGUUUAUACAUGAAUUACUUCGUACUUUUACUACAGGUUAUUCCUACUUCUAGAGUCAAACAGCUCUGAAACAGACCACGAAUAUUGUAUGGCGUGAGACCUCUCCUAAAAGGAUGAAUUACUUUGAUGUUAACAAGCGAAUAUUUGUCUUUUAUUAACAGCCUCACUUCUUUUUCAACCACAAUUAUUAACAAUAUAACAAUUACACUAGUAAAGUACACAUAUAUUUUUUUAGGAUAUCAGAAGUGAGUGAGACCUCUCAGUUGAAAUAUCAUUGUCUUUGUGUUUUAGCUUUUUCUUGGCGAACAUUAGGCGACGACAUUGGUGCUCAACUGGCGACGUUGCCCAGUUCAAAACUUACAAGCGAGUAACAUUUUACAGAAGAUUAAAAAAAAACACAUAGUACUCUUCUCAUAUAGAAAAUGCUUGAAAACAGCAGAGCACUCCUGUCAUAGAGAGUAUCUUUGACCAAAGAUUUUUGAAAAAGCUCUUUAAAAACAGCAGAGCACUCCUGUCAUGUAAAGGGUUUUUGACGAAAGAUUCUUAAAGACAGCACAGCAUUCCUGCCAUAGAAAGGAUCUUUGACUGACGUUUUUGACAAAAGAUGCUCAAAAAAAGCAGAGCACUCUUGUUAUAUGGAGGAUCUUUGACCAACGAUUUUUGAAAAACCUCUUUAAAAUCAGCAGAGCACUCCUGUCAUGUAAAGGGUUUUUGACGAAAGAUUCUUAAAAACAGCACAGCACUCCUGCCAUAGAAAGGAUUUUUGACUCACGUUUUUAACAAAAGAUGCUCAAAAAAAGCAGAGCACUUUUGUCAUAUAGAGGGUCUUUGACCAAUGACUUUUGAAAAAUAUCUUUAAAAGCAGCAGAGCACUCCUGUUAUAUAGAUUAUCUUUGACUCAUGUUUUUGACAGAAGAUCAAUUAAAAAAAAGCAGAUAAUUUCUGGCGUAUAGGGGAUCUUUGACUCGCGUUUUUGACAGAACAUUUUUAAAAACCGCGGCUUUCUGUACAAUUGAAGAUACAUUUUUUGGCAAAAUAUAUUUAAAAACAAGAGAGCACUCCUGUCAUAUAAACUAAAGGAUAUUUGACUCGUAUUUCCAGGAGAAGACCCAUACAAACAGCAGAGCACUCCUGUCAUAUGGAGGAUCUUUGACUUGUAUUUUAACAAAAGAUCUUUAAAAACAGCAAAGCACUUUGGCAUGUCGAGGAUCUUUGAUUUGCCUUUUUGCAGAGCCGUCCUGUCAUAUGGAAGAUCUUUGACCAGCGUAAAUGUUAAAAGGUAUAACAGUGUGCAAUGACAUUGUUGAGAUACAAAAUAAGAAUAAUAGUUAAAGUACAAGCCCUUAGAGUUCCUCCAAAAUUGUUGUUUUCCUAAAUCAUGUUAAAAUGAUACAAGAUCGCCUGCACAGUUAAAGUUUUUAAUGAUGGCCAGUUUGACCCUGGAACAGAUUCUUUUUAUUUGCAUGAUUUCCAUGAGUUAAAAAGAAAACAAUUGUCUUUCAAGGUUCUGCUAUAUUUUUAAAGAUUUGUAGCAAUAAAUUGAAACAAAAACAAAAA
Entelurus aequoreus (snake pipefish) is the source of this 3979-nucleotide messenger RNA. RefSeq names its product rhotekin 2 (gene rtkn2). The record is from RefSeq and is a predicted model, not a curated record. Gene Ontology annotation, biological process: hemopoiesis; positive regulation of cell population proliferation. NCBI's taxonomy places the organism in Eukaryota, Metazoa, Chordata, Actinopteri, Syngnathiformes, Syngnathidae. The transcript has 12 exons. The coding region runs from base 220 to 2196 and encodes 658 amino acids.